Messenger RNA from Penicillium daleae, 963 nucleotides. RefSeq names its product NRDE family protein. NCBI's taxonomy places the organism in Eukaryota, Fungi, Ascomycota, Eurotiomycetes, Eurotiales, Aspergillaceae. The transcript has 2 exons. Gene Ontology annotation, biological process: protein secretion; Golgi organization. Gene Ontology annotation, cellular component: Golgi apparatus. The record is from RefSeq and is a predicted model, not a curated record. Bases 1 to 963 code for a protein of 320 amino acids.
AUGUGUAUCGUACUGGUCUCAACCGCCCACCCUGCCUAUUCGUUGAUCAUUAUUGACAAUAGAGAUGAAUUCCUUCGACGACCAACCUCGUUGCCAGAGUGGUGGCCGGAGCCAGCUUCGCAUGUCCUCGGCUCACGCGACUUGGCGCGAGCCACGCAUGGCACCUGGAUGGGAGUCACCAAGCAAGGCAAAGUAGCAGUGCUCACCAACUACCGCGAGGAUAGUUGCGCCCAGGCCGUCGGGGUACAUAGCCGUGGCCGGAUUGUCAACAGCUGGCUCACCAGUUCCCCGAGCGAGGGUCAGACCACCCACAGCUUUGUCCAGGAGAUGGUCGCCAGCCCGGAAGCCAAGCAAGUUGGGGGAUUUAGCCUGGUUUGUGGUCGGAUCAAUGAACCCCUGGCCAUUGUCUCCAACCGUUCAUCCGACAUGGACCAAAUCACCUGGGUAGCCGCGGAGAAGAAUCAAACCCGAGGGAUCAGCAACACCAGUGUCGAUGAUCGGACAUGGCCUAAGAUACUAAUUGGUGAAAACCUCAUGCAACGUGCUAUCGAGGACCAUGUGAAAGCUCAGGAAGAUGAGGAGAUCCUACUCCAGCGGCUCCUUGGGGUGCUCAGCACCGACACCUUGCCGCGACUACCGGAAGGAACCAACGUCGACACUUACAUCCCACACCUACGGAAGAGUAUAUUUGUUCCCGUGAUCGGGGCCGAGGACGAUAUCAACCGAACGGCCGAAGAUGUCGCGGCCGCCCGCGUUGAGGACGAAAUGAAGCAGCCUCAGACCAUCGGACCCCUGGACCAGAAUUAUUCCACGGGCCUGUACGGGACCCAGAGGCAGACAAUUAUCCUGGCUCGGCCCGAUGGUCGAGUUCGGUAUUUUGAGCGGACCCUGUAUGAUAACGAUGCCAAGGCCGUGCCCGUCGGACAAGGCGAUCGGUCUUUUGAGUUUCACGUCGAACAAUAG